This is a messenger RNA of Williopsis jadinii, 1194 nucleotides long. RefSeq names its product ribosome biosynthesis protein NSA1 (gene NSA1). Gene Ontology annotation, biological process: ribosomal large subunit biogenesis. The record is from RefSeq and is a predicted model, not a curated record. The transcript has a single exon. Gene Ontology annotation, cellular component: nucleolus; preribosome, large subunit precursor. Lineage: Eukaryota; Fungi; Ascomycota; Saccharomycetes; Phaffomycetales; Wickerhamomycetaceae. The coding region runs from base 1 to 1194 and encodes 397 amino acids. Gene Ontology annotation, molecular function: protein binding.
AUGAAGCUCAUAGCAACUGCUGAAGACUCUGGAGGAUUCAAGGAGAUUGUGUGUGUUAAGGGCACCGAUACCUCCUCACAAACAGCUCCACAACCGGAGAAGAUCUCAUCUUUUGAUGAGCAAGGAAUAAGAUCUCAUAUUCAGAAGCUUACAGUGGUUCCAACCUCUCAAGGUGACGUUGUUGUAGCUGCUAGGGCCAACGGUACCAUUAGUCUCUAUAAGACUAAUGAAACGUAUGACUUGAUCAAUACUGCCACUGACGGGCUAGUUGCAGACUCCAAGGAUAAAGACAAGUUUGCCAGUCUAACCACUGUGUCUGGCUACAUCUUUGCAGCAUCAGAACAGGGAAGAGUUACAAUUAUUGACCCUGAAACCAUUAGGGAUGACAUCUCCGUGGCAUCAUGUUCAUUGAAAGCACCUCUAUCAGCUUUUGUUGGUCAUCCCACCCAAAAAGGUGUGUUUGCUUACGGGGGUAAGGAGAAUGAUGUUAAGAUUGUGCGUUUGUUCAAGGAGUCGCCAUUUGAAGAUCUCAAACCAGAACAGCUAUUCCAAGGAAAGAACGUUAAGAAUGACAGACUGGAUCUUAGGGUACCUAUUUGGAUCACUAAUAUCGUAUUUAUCAACACCGAUAAAGAUACAGAAAAGUCGUGGAAUUUCAUUACAACAACAGGCUAUGGACAAGUGAGAAAGUACGACACUUCCCAUGGAAGAAAGCCAAUUAUGGACAAGAAGCUGAGUGACAAGCCAUUGAAACAGGUGGCUUUGACCUCAAACGAGUCUGAGGUGAUAUGCUCGGAUACCAAUGCCACUACUGCUUUGUUCCACGUUGAAAAGGGAACACUAGUUGCAAAAUAUAAAGGUUCUGUUGGUGCUGUCCAAGGCUUACACUCAUACAUCACUGAUGACGAACAGCUCCUUGUGACAGGUGCCCUCGAUAGAUACGUUCGUGUCUUUGACAUAAACACUAGAGAACAGGUUGCAAAGGUAUUUGUCGGUUCUAAAGUCACUUCUGUGUGGUUGUUGGACACUUCAUCAGGUAAGAGUGUACCAAACGAAGAUAAUGAGGAUGAAAAGAAGAAGAAGAAGAAAAGACCACUUAGAAGAUCCGAGAAGGAAGCACAGCAGGAAAAUCCUGAUCUGGUAUGGGAAGAGCUCGAACAACUAGAGAAUGACACUAAGAAGAGAAAGACUUAG